Ostrea edulis (European flat oyster) is the source of this 1047-nucleotide messenger RNA. RefSeq lists its product as uncharacterized. The coding region runs from base 401 to 808 and encodes 135 amino acids. The record is from RefSeq and is a predicted model, not a curated record. NCBI's taxonomy places the organism in Eukaryota, Metazoa, Mollusca, Bivalvia, Ostreida, Ostreidae. The transcript has 4 exons.
AUGUUGUAUUGAUAAACUAUUAAAGUCGCAUCACGCAUCAGCUGUUUUAUCAUAUAACUGCCACGCACCUGUUGUGCGACCAGUCUUGUGACGUAGCCGAUUUGGGGUGGAUUAUUUAUCCAAUUACAUGUAACGAUUGCUAUUGGAAGAACCAGUUUUAAUUCCUGCAGCCAGUUAGAGCAUCAUUGCGAACCAGCACUCCUUGUUGGGGGCGGCUAGUGUGUACUAAACUAGUGUCACUUAAAACGGCAUUCUAUUGUAACUUACGGUAUCAAUGCUUGCGGACAUUAGUCUUUCACUGAACAAGGGACUUCUAACAGCCUUUGGUGUCUAGUUUUGGUUUUUUGUAGUGAAACAUUUGAAGCUUUCUGAACAGAGACCGGGAACAUUUAGACAGGAAAUGCGAAAAUCGUCUUACUUUGCGUUAUUUAGUGCAACCUUAUGUGUCUAUUUCUCUGUCCAAAUUUCCUCUGUAACAGCAGCAAAAUGCAAAGGACCUUGGGCAAAUCACAUGUGUUUUGGUGGAAACGGAAAGAGAUCGUGGUCCCCUCCUCCACCGGAAGUUGAAGACAAAAGAGCUGAUGAAUUUGGAAGAACUGUGCUUAGAAAUGUUCUGUUAAAACGAUUUAACUCAUUUGAGCCAGAGGACAAAUAUUAUAGCGAUUCAGAUAGGUUUUAUCCCAUGGACUCCGAAUUUAGGGAGGAAGGCGAUUCUGGUGUCAAGAACGAUUACCUAAGAGAGCUUUUACAAGAACAGUUGUUGCGGCGGGAGAUGGCAGCCCUGACAGAAGAUGACCAAUACGUCUGACGGGACCUACCAUUGGGAUUUUACUUUCAUUAAAUUUUGUUUAAUAAAAUAUGAUAUAUGAUUUGUGCUAAGGACUUCGUUUUUCUGUAGUUUGUUUCACGAUUUCUGUCAAAAGCUGUUCAUAGACUUCUGCAUACCAUUCUUAGUCUGUGUAUUUUCCAAAGAUCCGGGCUCUGCAUUUUUCGUCGCUGUCUGUGUUAACACGUGUUUAGAUUCAUCAAUAAAGUCAUAUUCUUUUA